Molecule: messenger RNA, 768 nt
Organism: Sebastes umbrosus (honeycomb rockfish)
Lineage: Eukaryota; Metazoa; Chordata; Actinopteri; Perciformes; Sebastidae
Gene: agr1
Product: anterior gradient 1
Exons: 8
Coding region: 153-647 (164 amino acids)
Cellular component (GO): endoplasmic reticulum
Source: RefSeq, a predicted model, not a curated record
AUUUGUCCUCUUGAUUUAUAGCACACUUUGAUAAACCUGUUUGGUGAGUGCAGUUAAAUGGAACACAUCUGACAAAAGAGAGAGUAUAUCGAAGUUGAAGCACAGACGCUUGUUGCUUCCCGCUGUCAAGUUCUCUCAAAGGACAGGAAGUGAUGCUUCGUUGGGUCUUGUUCGCUUUGUGCCUCGGUAUCUGUGCCAGUGCCAGUGCCAGAAAAGAGGCAAUAAAAGUAGCGGAGCCUUCGCCCUUGUCAAGAGGAUGGGGGGAUUCUCUUGAUUGGGUCGAAAGUUAUGAAAAGGGCCUGGAAAUGCUGGAGAACAGUAAGAAGCCUCUGAUGGUCAUCAUUCAUAAAGAAAACUGCACGGACUGUGAAGCUUUGAAGAAGGCAUUUGUUGCGAGUCAUCCCAUCCAGAAAAUGGCCAAAGAGGAUUUCAUCAUGGUCAACCUGUUGACUAUAGAGACUACGGACAAGAAUCUGGCCCCUGAUGGCGACUAUGUUCCCAGAAUUCUCUUUUUUGGUCCAUCUAAGACUCUGCUCAAAAUCGGAGGAAAGUACAGUACUCGCGAAUACACCUACGACCCUAGUGACAUGGUACACUUGUCCGUAAACAUGCAGCUGGCCAAAACCCCGAAGCAUUCUGAACUCUAACACGGUUCAAUCUGACAUCGGACUUCUCUCCAUCCCCCAGUCAUGCUGGGAAACCUACUCAGUGGUCAGAACCGAGCUCUUCAGAGCUCCAUAAAACAAAAAUAAAUGAGUAGAAAGUAAA